Anopheles arabiensis is the source of this 373-nucleotide messenger RNA. RefSeq lists its product as uncharacterized. Lineage: Eukaryota; Metazoa; Arthropoda; Insecta; Diptera; Culicidae. The transcript is spliced from 2 exons. Bases 15 to 344 code for a protein of 109 amino acids. The record is from RefSeq and is a predicted model, not a curated record.
CCAAGGAUUACCGGAUGCUAAUUCGAUUGGACCAACCUUUGCCGGCCCGUUCGGACUUCCAGGUUUCAUUUCCAGUUACCUUCACGAGAACCGUGUCUGUACCGGUGUCCGCUCUAUGCCCGGCCCAUCUUCCUGCACCCUUACUACAUCCAGACGCUGUACACCAUCUGGUGUUGUAUCGGCGCCCGUCCCUGCGCUUCCCAUCCCACCACAACUCUCACAAUUGGGGGGGAGGUGACUUCCUGCCGUCCAACUACAGAUACGAUGGUGGCAUCAUGCUGCAGAAAAUGUACAUCGGCAAUCAGCAUGGGCUCUGGCUGUUAUGGUUAUGUCUCAAUAAAUAAUUGUGUUUGUAUUUAUAACUCAAACUAAC